UACGUUUAUGUGAUUUUUUUUUAAAUUUAAUUGUUAUUUUCUUUGUGCCAUAUUUGUUUUAAAAGCUCAUAUAACGUUAUUAAUGAGCUACAAAUCUAGUGAUUAACCAGUAGUAGGUUUUGGCGCCAAUCGCCUGUUACCUGUUUUGCAAUUGCAAAUUUAUUUGUUGUCAUCAUGGUGUUUGUGACUUUCCGCUUUGAGGAUGGUACAAAUCCGGAAGCUGUUCAAUUGCAGCCUGAUACCAUAUAUCGCAUUGGUCGUAAGCGGGAACUAGAGUUUCACAGCGACGAUGAGUCCUUGGAGCUGGCACACGCUACUAUAGCACUUAUAGCUGGCGGAAUUGUGCGAAUAGCUGCGGUGGCCGGAAAAGUGUUUGUGAAUGGCAGUGAAACAGAAAUUCAAAGCAUCAGUAAUUCGGAUAUUGUCAAUUGUCUGGUUGAUUUGAAGUUUGGCAAUGUUAAGGCUAAGUUAUCCUUUAAGGAAGACAAGCAUGAUGAAGCGGCUCACGAUAGCAGUGGCUUCGAGGAGGAGACAAAGGAUAAGUCUGUGGAUACAACGGGUGAUAGCUUCAUCAUACCUGAAACAAUGCCUCCACCCAAGGAGGUGUGCUUCGCUGAUGACAAGGAAUUGGAGGAGAUCCAGGAUAGAACUGUCAAUAAAACAAGUGAUAGCUUAGUCAUUCCCGAAUCAAUGCCGCCAUCGGCGAAUACCACAUAUGACUGCGAUAGUUUUAACAUACCCGAAACACAAGCCGUUCCCUUGCACAGACAAUCGAAAGGUCCGGAAGUGUCAAAGGUUUCAUUUGAUGAUGAUGAUUUCUUAAUACCGGAGACACAAGAGGUCUUACCCCAACAAAAUCUUAGGCCAGACUUGGAGCAUAAGACUAAUGUUGUUGUGGACGACGAUUCCUCGGAGCUGGGCAGCCAAAUUCGGAUUUGUACACAGGAGUUUAACGAAUUUGAUGAAGAUGCCAUUGAUGAUUUCGAUUCAUCUCUUUUGCUUGGCGACGUAGCUAUAACAGUGCUUGGUAAAGGAGGUUUAAAGCAGCCAGCGGACAACGCUGCUGUCGACCAGGAAGUGAGUGCUUUAAAUUGGUCUGCAACCAACACAAAGUACUCUGCUGUAAACAGCACUAAGCUAGAUGAGGAACAUGCGCGCAAUGAGGCUUGCUUAACACCCGAAUUGUCUGCAGCAGGAAUACCACUCGACGAUGUACCCUGCACACCCGAUUUGUUUGAUUUCAUUAACAAUGAAGCAAAUCAGAGCAGUAACUCCCCACCUCAUGAAUUAAUCAAUGUAACUGCGGAUGUACAUCGAAAUUCGGUCUGCAGAGCAGAAAAGUCUGCAGUGAACAGCAUUGAGACGCCUGACAAUACACCAGGAGAGGGGAAAGAUGAUAAUGAGGACUUCAUUGAGACGCAGGCAUUUCCCAUGCGCAAAUUAAUUGCAAACGAUGAUGAUGUUGCAACUCAAGCCUUCAAUCGAAAUGCUAGCUGGAACGAUAAUGAUGAUUUCAUUGCCACUCAAGUAUUUCCAAAGCGAACAUCACUGAUGAAAACCAAUUUGGAGGACAACAUUGCCACGCAAGCAUUUAUUAGAGAUCCUGAAGUGUCCAAAACCAAGCCAAAGGAAACUGACGGCAACAACUCGAAUACCUCAUCUGCUUUUCUUGUGCCACUGCCAAAGUCCACGGUUAAUAAUUCAGAGAAUUUCAACAACUCGAAUACCUCAUCUCCAUUUAAGGCGCCACUGGCAAAGCCAGCGGUUAAUGAUAUUGCUAAUAAUUCAGAGGACUUAAUCGCUACUCAGGUGUUCUUUAAACAGCCUCGAGUAUCUGAAACAAUCACGAAAGAAUCAACGAAUUCUAGCAUCAACAACAAUGACGAUAUGCAGGAGACUCAAUUGUUUAUUCCUCCCAAAACUGCAGAUCCAAAUUCUUCCCGACUGAAUAUAUCAGAUUGCCUAAGUAUCGGAGAUGAGUUAGAUCAUGAACUCAAGGAAUUUAUUGCACUUAAAUCACUGCCUAGUUCUUCAGAAGAUGAAGAUUUCCAGUUUGCAAAUUCAAAAUGCAACACCGAGAAAAAAGAGCAAAAUGAAAUAUCAAAGGAGGUGGCUAACCAAUCAGCUACAACUUUUAGUCGAAAACGACUUGCAGUAAAUGUUCGGAACAUGUCCAAGUCCAGCACUCCCAUUACUGUUGAAUCCAACGACGAAAAAACUCCUCUGGCUACUACAAAACAAAAUCGGAAGAGGUCUUCGACGUCAAAUACAAAGUUAACAUCACCUCCAAAAAAACAACGUUCAGAAGAAAAUGAAACUUUGGAGUAUGCUGAUGAGAAAACUCCCCUUUCUUCAAAAAUGUCCCGUCAAGCGAAUUCGAAAAGUGAAGCAAUUGUAGAUCAAACAGCUUCAGCUCGUUCCGAAUCAGAUACAAAAACUCGUUCAAGAAAAGUGAAAAGCAAUGAAAAAUUGGAUCAAGCUCCUUCAGUUCGUUCUGAGUCGGAAACAAAAAAAGGGCGUUCUAGAAGGCUAAAAACCACUGACGAAAUUUUGCAUGAAAAGUUGGAUCAAGCAGCUUCAGGUCGUUCAGCAUCAGAAACAAAAAGAGGGCGUCCUAAAAAACUGAAAACUAAUGACGUGAUUUUGCAUGAAACAAAGGAUCAAGCAGCUUCAGUUCGUUCAGAAUCGGACACAAAAAGGGGACGUCCUAGUAAACUCAAAACUAAUGAUGUGUCUUUGCAUGAAACUAAGAAUCAAGAGGUAUCAGUUCUUUCAGCAUCAGAAGCAAAAGGUCAGCGUUCUAAAAAACCAAGAAGCACUGACGAGUGUGUGCCAGAAAAAGUAGAUCAAGCAGCUUCAAGUCGUUCAACAUCAAAAAGCCGUUCAGAAAAAUCAGAAAUUAUUCAACCCAUUGAUCAAGUUGCUCCGCCUAAACGCAGCAAACGUCUGGCGUCACUCAAAACGGAUUCACAAUCAUCUGAAGCUGCAGGGACAAGCAAGGAAUCUACAAAGGAAACCGAUGUUCCACCAGAGAAGAAAGUAAAGAAAUCAAAGAUCGAGAGUUCGAGUAUGCCAGCCAGCGAAACUGAAGUUUCUAGUCGCUCUAAAUCUAAAAAGAAAACUGGCAAGUCCGAAAGUGAACCUAUUUUUAGUGACAAGGCAAUUGCCAGCAGUUCAACUCCAAUAGCCAAAUCCAGGGAUGUUGCUGAGAAAUUAACGACUGCAUCUAAGGCUGCAUCUAAACUGGAUGUUGCAAGCAAGCCUGAUGGCAAUACCGAAGUGCCAAGUCGCUCAAAAUCAUCGAAAACAACUGGAAAGUUAGACAAAGUAGCGAAAGCUGAAAAGGGAAUUCCCAUAGCUAAAGCUAAGGAUGUUGCUAAAACAAAUCACAAAGAUGAAGAGGAGUCAGCGACUAAUAAUAGUAGACGGAAAAAUAAUCAACAGGAUCCACUUCAAGAUAUUAACAAGUACAUCAUGAAAAUAAAGAGAUCGGGUCGCAAAAUUCAAUUAUCGCUGUCAAUGUGCAAUUAUGCAGAGUUGCGUCAAAUUUUACAUUCUUUGAGAAACGAAUUUGAAGUUACUGAUGAUCCGCGUUGCUGUGACGUACUCCUCAUGGACCGUGGGGAACGCACUUACAAGUUCUUAAUAGGAAUUGCAUCCAAUAGGCCCAUUCUGUCAUCUUGUUGGUUGCACGACAUUAAGGAGAAUCGCUCGUUGGCCGUCAAAUCGAAUCACAUAUUUAAGGACUACAAAUUCAUGGAGCUCUUCAAGUUCAAUCCACUGGCAGUAUUAGAACCAACAAAUUUAUUAAAAGGCUUCAAUUUCAUGCUUGGAACUGAUAUUCAACCAAAUGCCAAGGAUAUGCAAGCCAUCAUUGAAUGUGCUGGUGGCACGGUGCACCGCAAAGCUCCGCCAAUUGCCAGCAAUGUGCGUCUCUAUGCGGUGGCUAGUCAGAAGGAUAAACAUAUGUGGCAGCUGCUCAGGAACUACACUAAUCUAGAGUACAUCAAAACAGAAGGCGUUAUGCAGGCGCUAGUGCAACACAAGCCAGAAUUGUUGGAUGAGCACAAGCUCAUCAGAUUGUAAUUUAUAGUUUCUAAUUUAGAUAUUUACUAUUUGUUUUCGCAUUUACACACAAUAUAUUUUCACUUUUACACAUA
This is a messenger RNA of Drosophila sulfurigaster albostrigata, 4160 nucleotides long. It is a transcript of the gene mu2, whose product is annotated as mediator of DNA damage checkpoint protein 1. Lineage: Eukaryota; Metazoa; Arthropoda; Insecta; Diptera; Drosophilidae. The coding region runs from base 175 to 4086 and encodes 1303 amino acids. The record is from RefSeq and is a predicted model, not a curated record. The transcript is spliced from 14 exons.